GUUGUCAUUAGUAACAAGCGAAAAUCCUGAUCAUAGAUUCUUCAAGAUUCGACAUUAACUGACCAAUAGAAGCUUAAAAAGAAAAUGGCAGAUUCCCCAACAAGGUCCAAUAUGGAUUCGCCAGAUGCAUCAGUUAUGUCAGGAAAAAAGUCAAGACAAGACAACCAGUCAAGGCAAUCUGGUCGUGUCACUUUCCCAAACUCUGCAAAGUCCAGCUCCAACCAUUCAGUUCUUUCCGAUGACACUGCACCAGCAGGCAAUCCAUUCAAAAUGCCCCCAGACAGUGAUAUCUUCCUGAUGAGGGACAAAGAGAGACAGAGAAAGAAACAGGAAAGGCUACGACAGCGAGACCUGAAAGUCCAUGAAAAGACAACCUAUGCUUCUAAGGUUAACUUUAAAACCGCCCAGAUGAUUAAACCAACAGACUCUGAUGACGAAAAAGAUGAAGAGGAAACAGACAAAGCUGUUGCUGUUAAAGACGAUCCACAGUUUACCAUUGCUGUUACUAGAGAUCGCCAUGUGGAGAAAGAGUCCCUUGCUGAAUACAUUGCAAAGAAAAGAGAAAUGUUCCUAGUCCAAUACUCUCUCGGAGUGAAGAGAGAUGAGACGCAAAAGCUUGAAGAAAUCGCCCAGGCUGAAGAGAGGAAGCUCGAGCUUGCUGAACAAUACCUUGAGGAGGACGCUGCCAUGUUCGAUGAAUUCCUCAAGGAAAACGAUGCCAACUCAAAUGAAGCUGUCAAAAUCGCUGAGUUGGAAACCAAAGCCAAACUAGAGAAAGUCCAAGAAAUAAAGAGAAUCAAUGCUAACAUGAUGUCAAUAAAAUCAGAGAUCUCUAAAUACGAAGACACACUCAAAGAAUACCAGAUGUACAGAGUUUUCCUGGAAAAUCUUACCCCACCAGAAAUCAAGCAAGAUAUGGACUCCAGAAAGCAAAAGAAGCGCGAAGAACGGCGCCGAGUGAGAGAAAAAGAAAGAGCUGCUCAGCGAACCACUUCCGAUCUUGUCCAAGAAAAGCCAGACAGUCGCAAGGGAAAAAGGGCAGGAAGAGGACUCACAGACCUUGCUAAAAAGAGUUCAGCAUCUAAGAGGACAGCAGAACAAGAAAGCACGAUUUCCACGGUGACAGAAUCUGAUGAUGACAGUGAUGAGGAUCUAGAGCUGUUUUUCACGGAUCCCCAGCAGUUGUUGGACAUCUUCGCUGAGCUGGAGGAACAGAACCUCUCCCUGAUCCAGAACAGCCAAGAGACUGAGGAGGCUUUGGAGGAAAUGAAACAGACCAUCAAACUGACCAAGCAGAAAAUGGAAAAAGAAACAGCUAUUUUGAAAGAACAGAUAGACAAACUCAACACACAGAUCAGAAAAGAGGAGAAGCGAGCAGAGGAUUUAAAAAUCAAAGCAAAAAUGUUUUCAUAUGGAGAGUUUAAACAAGAAGAUCAGGAGAAAAUGUUAGGGCAGCUCAACAAAAAAGUCGAGGAAGUAUAUCGAAGCUGUAUAGGCGACAAUGAGGCAAACAUUAGCACACUUCAGAUGUUGACAAACAUUGAGAACCGCCUCGAAGAGCUGUUCGAACAGAUAGAAACUAUGCCACAGGAUAAGGUGGAAGCCGCAGAAAAGGCCAAGGAUAAGGAACGUCGGUUGAAACUGCGCGAGGAGAAGAUGGAACAGCAGCGGUUACACCAGGAGGAGCGUGUACGCAAAGCAUUGGAGCGCGCAAAGGCAGAACCAAAGAAACAGACUGGCAGAAAACUUGUGUUCAGAUCGGAGCCGCCCCGCCACAAGAAAAAGGAAGACGAUAGAAAUGACCUUCAAAGCAAAGAGGAAGAAGAGCUAGCAUAUUUCUUUAGUUGGUAGUUUCGCAUUUUGGGCUGAAUUUUAAGAUGGCAUUUUUUCCCAAAAAAUGAUAAACUACAAAUGUAAGAAAAAAAUAUGCAAAACCAGAAGACUUUUAUUUACAGCAGUGUUAGUAGUUUUCAAUAUUCUUUGCAAUCAUAAUACUAAAAUUUAUGACAUAACUUCAAUGAAGCUUUUAAAACAAUUGAGUGUUCUCUUUUUUUCACUUUAUCUUCACAAAUUAUCACACAGUUAUUUCAGUCUAUGAAUUUAUCUGAAACACGUUAUUCUGAUUCUUCACAAGACAUUGUAUUUAUGCCAUACAUCAGUUCUUUAAAAACACUGUAGAUUGUUUAAAUUUUGCUAGGUCCUUUAUUCCUGAUUUUGAUGUUUUUACCAAUUUGAAAAGUUUUAAUUUGCAAAGCUGUCAUUUUAUCAUAUGCAGACAUCUCUAAGUUGAUAUUUCUGCUAGGUUUUAAAUAUACAUGUGUCUUAAUUAAUUAGCAAGAAAAAAAACACAAAAAUAAAACCUUUAUGGAAUUUUACAAUCUACAGUUCAUCUUUUUCUUUUGAAUUGCGUUAAGUAGAAAUCGGUCUUAUUGUUCAUUAUUAAGUUAGCAGUUAUUAGCAUCAUAUCAAAUAUGUGAUAUGUAAAUUACAUUAAAAGUGAAAAUGGCUUAAAAAACACAUUACACCAUGGCCCUGCUAUUUUUUUCUGGGUCACAAAAAGAGCUAUGAUGUUAUAAUUCUUGCCUACAUCAUAUUUAUCAUAAGACUUAUUUCUUCUUGUUGCAGUUCUUUUUACACACCAGUAAAAAAGGUGCUGAAAAUACACAAACAUUUAGAGUAGGAGAGUAUAGGGCAAUGUUAAGCCUAGCCUAGGUCAAAUGCAAAUGUGGGAACAUUGUUCUAUGUGAUUUACAUUAUAUUUUUGUGCUUAAAUUCGAGACUGUGUCAUAAGUCUGUAAUAAAUGUGACUUUUUUCAUAUAUCUGAAAGCAUUGUAAUACAACACAUGUAUAUAUACAGUAUGAACUUAUUUGAUUACAGAAAUGACCGGAAUUCUUUUACAUGUAUUUUUGUUAUUAUAUUUAUUAUCAGAUAUUGCAACAACCCAAGAGUCUCAUAAUUGAAAGCAGUGUUAACAGAAAAUAUUUAAUGAUCUAAAUACUGUUGUUCUCAAUCUGAACACUGUUACUCUUGAAGAAAUUGAAAACAUGUGCAAAUAAGAACUAAUUUGUGACCUUAAAUAGCCUGAAACAGUCCCUAUAUCUCUUGCUUUGUAUCUUACAAUUGAACAUUGUACGAUUUUGAACAUCCAUUUUCAUUUAUACGAGUAGAUUAAUAGUUUAAUCCGUCAUUCGUAAAAAGAGUAUGAUCCAGUAUUAACUGGGUUUUUUAUGACAAUGUAUACUUAUCUGUAUACAUGUACUGCCAUUUUAUUCGCUCUUUGUGAUAGAUCAUAAACAUAUUGUAUUAUAAAUUUAUUGAAUAAUUUAUCAAAUGUAUUUUAUGUCUCAUAAUUUGAGAAAAUUUCAAAUGUAUAGUUUUCUGUUAGUGAUAUUUGACCAUUUAUAAUCAUGUCUAAAAAUUGAAGAAAAAAAAUGAA
Molecule: messenger RNA, 3438 nt
Organism: Mya arenaria
Lineage: Eukaryota; Metazoa; Mollusca; Bivalvia; Myida; Myidae
Product: cilia- and flagella-associated protein 100-like
Exons: 16
Coding region: 85-1851 (588 amino acids)
Source: RefSeq, a predicted model, not a curated record